This is a messenger RNA of Drosophila guanche, 527 nucleotides long. RefSeq names its product putative OPA3-like protein CG13603. Gene Ontology annotation, cellular component: mitochondrion. The coding region runs from base 50 to 517 and encodes 155 amino acids. Gene Ontology annotation, biological process: regulation of lipid metabolic process. The transcript is spliced from 3 exons. The record is from RefSeq and is a predicted model, not a curated record. Lineage: Eukaryota; Metazoa; Arthropoda; Insecta; Diptera; Drosophilidae.
UUUGCCAUCUAGCAUUUUUAGCUUAUUUAGUCAAAAUUUGAAAUGAGAAAUGGUUGUGGGGGCAUUCCCAAUAGCAAAACUCGGUCUUUUGUGCAUAAAGCACAUCAGUAAGCCUGUCAGCAACGUUAUCAAACAAUAUGCUAACAAGAAUAAUGCCUUUAGAAUCUAUGUAGUUGCACCGCCGGCCACCUUGUACAACACCAUCGAAGUUCGCUCGAAGCUGUGGAUGCUGGGAAUAGGACAGCCGAAGCGGGUUCCGCCCCUGACCCGAGCCAUGUCCAUCAAAAUGGGUGGCGAAAUACUCGGCGAGCUUUUCAUUUUUCUGAUCGGCGUUUCCUUCAUAUUGAACGAGUUUGCAAGGCAAGCGAGAAACAGCGAGAAGAAACAUGAAAGGCACAAGCAGAAGAGAGAGGAGCUGAAUAACCGAAUCGUUGAAUUGAAUGAGCGAAUUGCGCGCCAAGACAAAGAAAUUAUUAAUCUCAAAACCAAAAUGAAACAUCUAAUCGAUGCGACUUGAUCUGAGUAGG